GGUCUUCCUGGGAGGACAGAGGGCGGCGCGCCAGUGGCCUUGUGCAAGCGACGAGGUGUGGCGCGGCGCACCUCGGCUGCACGCACGUCCAAGCCACUCUGCAGCAGCGGCACGAGAAAAGGUGAGGCAGCCAAAGAUGUGCUCCACUCAAGCAGCGCGAGCGUCCAGCGUCUGGUCGCAGCAGACAAUCUACCACUGGCACCAGGCGGCCCACUCUGCAUCCUCUUCCUCUUCCUGGCCACUGCUCGCGUAUGGUAUGCAGACUCACCAGGACAGAUGACGGCCAUCAUCGGCCGCAUUAUCAGCAGCAGCAAUGACCUAGCAAGCUCCCAAGCCUGGGAAGACGAUGCCGCAGAGGUGAACUCUUGGCAAGUCCACGCCCUGCACUCUCAGCCGGAGCAGAGGGAGAAGCGUGGUUCUGGACGCAGGCGGUGGAAGUCUCAUCGGCUGCGGGGAAUGAUCAAGAGUGUCCAAGCUGCCUUCGGCUGCACUGUGAGAUCAAUCGAGGACUCAGGACAGGGUCAUCGAGGCCUCGAAGAUCUAUCGGAAUCAAGAAGGAGUAGGGAGAAGACAGCGACAGAAUCUCACACAACUUCGUGCACUUCUCGACUCGAAGCCCGUCAGCCGACUUCUCGAUCUCACUCUAUUCCUUCAUUGCAUGUGCCCACAAUGAGGCAUCUGUGUCACCUCAAGUCCUUCUGGCUCGAUCGAACUCGUCACAAGCCGGUCUUCCUUCCCUGGCUGAUCCUCCCCUUGGUGAAGCUACAUCGGCUAUGGCCCACUGCACCAGCAUCGCAACGGAUUCAAUAUUGUGGGGACGCUCAGCCCCGGAGUCUAUCUGUGCACAAUUACAAAGAAGCGGCUAUUGUCGGAAGUACAAGGGCAAGGGGUACAGUAGGCUUGAGGGUCCUCUUACAUAUGGCGCAAGGCGAGGCGCAUCCGUUCAGCAGUCACUUGGCUCGAGAAAAUGGCUCUGCAACAGUCUCCCUUACCCAAUCCGUCAAGUCACCGUCUUCACAAAAGUCGGUCCUCGAUCGACCCAACCAUCUUCGACAUGCUCCCUCUACAUGCUCCCUCUAUAUGCUCCCUCUGCCCUCAUCGUGACCUCUGGCCCCUGUGGCUUGUGUACUUCCCCCUCCAUGUGUCCUUUGUGCCCGUCCUCAUGUCCUCUCUUUGUGCCUGUGCGCUUCCAAUCCAUCUCCGCAGCCAAGCAGACUAGCAAAGACCGCCCCUCG
Microstroma glucosiphilum is the source of this 1235-nucleotide messenger RNA. RefSeq lists its product as hypothetical. Bases 277 to 1104 code for a protein of 275 amino acids. The transcript is spliced from 3 exons. The record is from RefSeq and is a predicted model, not a curated record. Lineage: Eukaryota; Fungi; Basidiomycota; Exobasidiomycetes; Microstromatales; Microstromataceae.